GCUUUUAAGGCUUUGCAGUGGUAACACUAUUGUCAUCUCUCCGCUUUACAAUACUUUUGCCCGAAUGUGUCUACGCUCGUAAAUAUGGGGUCGUGCAUUCAUAUCGUUUACGUGUUUGAUUGAAAAUAGAUGUUGUGAAAAUUGUCACAUUUAAAAUAAAGAAAAGUCUUUGUAAAGCAAAAAAUAUUCUUAAAUUGACCCUGGAACAAUGUGACAACAAUGUGAAGUGGUUAAAAACUUAAGAAAUGAAUUUGUAAAAUUUUAAAAUGCUUUAAAAGUGCGAUGCAAUUUUGUGUUUAAUUAAGUGAAAACGCAAUUGCUGUGAACGAACCUCAAAGCAAAUGAAAAAUUUCAAUAGAAAAUAUUUUGAACAAAAUAAAAAUCUGAUAGCUUAUUAGUCGUAGCCGAGGUGAAGAGAAAAACGUUAACAUAUAACGUACUUUGGACUGUGUAAAGAAUAGAGUCCAAAUAAAACUAAAAUUGGGAUCUUGUGGAAAUAGCAAAAACACGCCCACUAUCGAAAUAUUUUGAAGUGUGUGUGAAAGGAAAAAUGUCUGGUCAACGUGUCAAUUUAAAUGCCGCUGAAAAGGAUGUGGAGAAGUUUAUAAAAUUUCUUGCGCUGAAGUCCACUCAAGUUGUAGUGCAGUCGCGCUUAGGAGAAAAGAUACAGACUCCAUGUAAUCCUUUGGCUACUGGUAGUGAUUGGUUUAACAUAGUUAUUCAAGACCAUCCUGAUAUAUAUGCUGAGACCAAACGUGCAUUAUCUUUGGAACCCGGCCAAAGUAUACUAAAGCGAUUGCCUUUGUGUGUGGAAAUUUCGCUACGCACAGUAGAGGGAGAUCAAAUGGUAUUAGAAGUAUGGUCAUUGGACAUUCAAUUGCCUGGAUGUCACAAAAAUUGUAAAGAUGACAUAUGUGAAGUUCUCAUAAAAAAUGCCGAAAACGGGAAGGGCGGGGUUAUGAAUGGAACUGGUGCACCUUUGUCAGAGCAGCAGACUUUAAAAGCGGCACAUGCCAUUUAUAAUCGUAUGGGUAUUCUACUGAAGUCACUCAUCUCUUUGACGCGAGCAACGCCCGGCUAUAAAUUAUCACGACGUCAAUGCCCAGACGCAUAUGGAAUUUACUAUCGUAUUUAUGUAGAUCGGCCGCAGUUACAUACUUUGGGAGAGGGGCAUAAAAACGUUAAAAUCGGUCAACUAAAUACCAUAGUUGGUACAUUAAGUAUGUCCGUUUCUUAUCGUACAAAAAUGACUAUUACUCCUACCACCUCAGAAGGGCACAAUGGAGAAUCGAACCAAAUUAUGGUGAAGUCUGACCAUUUCCGGCGUGGCGAUUCUUCUCCCACUCAAAAUUUAUCAAUAACAGGACUGAAAAGAGGUGUUGGAGUUAAUGGAGAAAAAAAAGUAAUUGAUAUUGAGAAGCCUCUAAGACCUGGAGCUUUUACAGAUGUUGGUAAAUUGCGUCAGUGGACUGAAAAAGACUAUAUUUUGCCUGAAACACCCCCAUUUGAGUGGUUAUUGCGUCGCCCACGACAAGAACGUGGGGACUCGGUCGGUUCGGUAGAGUCCCUAAAUAAAAAGAGCACUGGUAGUAAUUCUGCACCGAAUUCUUGUAAUGGGCAAGAACAAAUUGUUCAAAAUAACAACGAUGGCAUUGGAAAUAAUACUAGCAGUAAUACACAGGCAAAUAAUAACAACAACGUUAUGACAUUUAAGAGUUUAGAGAAUGGGCAAAACGGCACGCAAGCGAAACCUUCCAGCGGGGAUACAACUCUCUCACAGUCGCCUAAAAACAAUAUAACCAUACCCGCUCCUACGUGUUCCCGUAGCAACUCAAUGCACCAUCGACCGGAAGAUGAUAACCUCCUAAAAGAACUACACAUUCCUUUCGCGUUACCCAAUUCACAUGUCAAUGACUUGGCGAAGUUUUAUCGCGAUUGUUAUCACGCACCACCACUUCGUGGAUUGAACGAAACUAAACAGGAUGCAGCAGUAGAACAAUUGGAAGAAUUUGAAACAUCCUUAGGAGACUACGAUGAAUUAGUGUUACAGCUUGGAUUAAGUGCAUCUUCAUCGACGGGCAGCCGGAGUAGCGGAGGAUUGCAAAUGAGUAAUUAAUAUCUACGAAUAUUGAUGAUAAAUCAUAUGAUACUAUUAUUAGAAUAUAAGUAGGUAGAUAGGUAAAAGUUUACAGCCGAGGAACUUUUCAAUAACAUUAUGAUCAAAUGUCUAGGCUUGAAUUUCUCUUAUUUGCUUAAUUUAUUUUUAUGUUAUGUCAAAUUAGAGUUUACAGAUAUAUAACCUAUGUAAAUAUAUAAUAAUAAUAUUUAUUAAGAAUGACUACUAAGUAACUGUAAAAAUCUAAAAAUAUGAAAAAAAUCAUGAGACGCAUUAUUAGGAAUUUUUUAAUGCUAAUAUUUUGAUAGUUUUGAUAGUUUUGAAAGUUUAGCAAUUAAAUAAAUAUUAGUUUCAUAUAUGAAUGUCGGAUUAAAUAAUGUAUUUAGAAGUAAAAGACGUUACUAACAAAUAUGGAACAAGUACCUAUGUAAAUGGUAUUAAUUCUGAAGAAAUAAUAAUUUUUAGAAGAUUUGUAAUCUGUGCAGAAAACUAAUCUGCAGUAUUGUUUAGUGCCUUCUAACUAGUAUUUGUCAUAAGAAUAUUCUAAUAAUUUGUAUUUGGAGGCAAAAAUUAUAUUCUUUAUGUAAUUACAUUUCAUAUAUGACAGUUUUAAAAUUCCUUUAAUCAAAAGUGUCAGAGUGCAUCCAAUCGAUUGGUGUCUGCAUAAUUAAUAGGAGUUUUGUUUAAGUAAUGACAGUUCAAAGUUCUUUAGGCAAGCAUACAUAUGUACAUACGCUCAUCUAUGCAUAUACAUAUAUACAUAAAAAUAUACAAAAUCGCAAAAAUGCAUUUAACGGCAAAAUGAAUUUUUUAAUUGAGCUACGGGUACUUUAAAAGGCCAUCACCUAAGGCAAGUACUAUAAACUAAAAGUAAUACAGAACACAACGGAGAUUAAAUAACCUAACCGACACUCAAUUUAGUCCUUUAAUGAACUCACCUUUGUAUUUAAUAAAUAAAAGGAAAAAUAAAAACAUAUAACAUUCA
Messenger RNA from Zeugodacus cucurbitae (melon fly), 3101 nucleotides. RefSeq names its product autophagy-related protein 13 homolog. Lineage: Eukaryota; Metazoa; Arthropoda; Insecta; Diptera; Tephritidae. Bases 551 to 2116 code for a protein of 521 amino acids. The transcript has a single exon. Gene Ontology annotation, biological process: piecemeal microautophagy of the nucleus; mitophagy; protein localization to phagophore assembly site. Gene Ontology annotation, cellular component: extrinsic component of membrane; phagophore assembly site; cytosol. The record is from RefSeq and is a predicted model, not a curated record.